AUGGAGGCUAACCAAAGAAUUCUUAUAGAUCAAAUUGGCGCAGUUGGAGGGAAUUAUGGUAAUAGGCACAAUGUUGGAGUGGAUGUAAGGCAAGGAGCUGGUAGAGGAAGAUUUGGUGUCAAUUAUGGUGUGGGUAUAGAACCUAAGAAAAACCCUAACUUAGGUAGAGGUGGUGGCAAUAGGUAUAGUAAUGAUGAUGUUGAUCGAAACCUGGGUAGUAUCAAACUUAGGAUACCAACUUUGCAGAUUGAUGAGAUGCUUCAUAUUGCCAUCAAAGUGGAAAAACAACUUAAACAGAGAUGGCCAACAAAGAAUGACGUGAAGAGCAGUUAUAGUUCCAAACCGAAUUGGAAUAGCUCUUGGAAGGGAGGAGAAUGCAGUGAUGAUGGUAUUGAAAAGCUAAUGAGGGAUGAUCUUUUAGUUGCUAAGCGUACACUCAGCGCGCAAAUGAAAGAUGAUGAUGAUAUGCAACAGCAAAGGGAUAAUAUUUUUCAAACCAUGUGCUAUGUACAAGGUAGAUACACAGAUGAGAUGUUAUGUGAUGUAGUGCCAAUACAUGCAAGCCAUCUCUUAUUAGGUAGACCGUGGCAAUUUAAUAGGAAAGCUCAUCAUGGUAGCUUUCUUAAUAGAUAUGUCUUAGAAGUUCUUCGAAAGGAGAGGCUAUUUGCCAAUCUUAGAAAGUGUAGUUUUUAUUUAGAUCAAGUCAUUUUUCUUGGCUUUAUAGUUAGUUCUAAUAGUUUAGAGAUUUAUGAAGAAAAGGCUAAAGCUAUCAAUAAAUGGCCGACACCUCAUAAUAUUAGCCAAGUUAGAAGUUUUCAUGGUUUGGCUAGCUUUUAUAGGCGGUUCAUUAGGGACUUUAGUAGCUUAGCCGCACCAUUGAAUAAGAUAGUGAAAAAGAAUGUUGGGUUUCACUUAAGUGAUGCACAAGAACAUGCAAUUAAUUUACUUAAAGAUAAAUUGUGUAAUGCACCUUUAUUAAUUUUACCUAACUUUAAUAAGACCUUUGAAAUUGAGUGUGAUACUAGUGGCAUUGGAGUUGGGGCUAUUUUGAUGCAAGAAGGAAGACCUAUAUGUUACUUCAGUGAGAAAUCAAAUGGGGCAACACUGAGGUAUCCAACAUAUGAUAAGGAGCUAUAUGCAUUGAUUUGUGCAUGCAAGCUUGGCAAUAUUAUUUGCGGCCUGAAGAGUUUAUAA
Ricinus communis (castor bean) is the source of this 1194-nucleotide messenger RNA. RefSeq lists its product as uncharacterized. NCBI's taxonomy places the organism in Eukaryota, Viridiplantae, Streptophyta, Magnoliopsida, Malpighiales, Euphorbiaceae. The coding region runs from base 1 to 1194 and encodes 397 amino acids. The transcript has 6 exons. The record is from RefSeq and is a predicted model, not a curated record.